Spinacia oleracea (spinach) is the source of this 1190-nucleotide messenger RNA. RefSeq lists its product as uncharacterized. Bases 643 to 975 code for a protein of 110 amino acids. The record is from RefSeq and is a predicted model, not a curated record. Lineage: Eukaryota; Viridiplantae; Streptophyta; Magnoliopsida; Caryophyllales; Amaranthaceae. The transcript has a single exon.
GAAAAGCUUUAUUGAUUUUGAGAAGUACAAAUUACAUAAUACAACGAGAUCCCCGUAUUGGGGCGUUGCAGUAAGGGGCUUGACCAAUUCAAUGCAUAUUCUAACACUUACAAUGUAGUACUCCGUGUAUAAGGAAGUUAAUUUACAAAGAAAUUUUUUUGAAAAAGAAAACAAUCAAAUAUUCCACACUUCUCUUUUUAAUUUUUUAUUUUAUUUUAUUUUAUACGUCGUAUGUUUAUAAGAAAAAAAAUCAGGUUAACCCAUUUGAUAAGGCAGACUUAACUCAUCCUUUCAGAUGAUGAGGGAGAAGGAAUGACAAAAAGACGAGAGACGAAAACCAUAACGACAUAGUAGGACAAGAGCUUCAUUUUGCCGCCAAGAAAUCCGCGGCUUGAUUUGCUUCCCGGUAACAAUGAAUGAUCGAAAAUGAAUCCAAAUUCGAUAAAUCCCGACUAGCAUCCUCAACUAUUCCACUAAUCUCCCACACUUUUCUUUGGUUUCUACAAAAAGGGGAUUUAGCAAUAACAAAGGCAAUUUCCUGAUGUACUACUCCAGAUGCCCACUAUUUAUGUAGCAAAAAAUGAGCAUAUAUUCCAAACUUGGCUUUCACAAAAAAGAAAGAAAAACCACUAGCAUACUGAAAUGGACUCACCAAUUGCUGCAAAGAGAAGUGGCCGGUCUUCUUCAUAUGAGAGGCUUCUAGUGAUUAUCUUCGCCAUAGUAGCAGUAAUCUCACCUCUUUACAUUGAUCGAAGAUCUGCAAGUGAACUGGAAGACGAAGAAGAAGAAUCAUCAUUCAACUUGGCAUUUCUCCUGCCUGUCCUUCUCUUGGUUGUGAUCCUGGCCAUUUCUGUUUCCUGCUACCUCGAUCAAAGCAGGUUCGAUCCUUACUGGAUUCACAGAGUUGGGGGUUCUUCUGGUGGGAUCAUUCUCAUUCUUACUAUUCUUCUUCUAGUUUUGAAGUACAAGUCAUGAAGUUACUUCCUAAUUCAAGGAAGGGGAUUCAUUUUAUUUCUUUCUCUCCUUUUUCCAAGUAGUUUAUACUUCAUAUCUGGUCAAAAGUUAUUAGUUUUUUUGUGGUUUGUAUCUGUUUUCAGCACAGCAUGAUUCAAUGAGCUUCUUCUUUUGCUUGCUGCUGGGUUUACACUGUAAUAAUAAAACAUAAUGACACAAAAUUUAUGAUCUGUUUA